AUGGCAGAAAAAAUCACCUCAACCCCGGCCAAGUCAUCGCUCAGCACAUUCUGGUGGGCCUCGAGACACCCAACCCCCGACCCGACAACCUCAUUCGUCGGCAAAACGGUGCUGAUUACUGGUGCCAAUGCCGGGCUGGGAUUCGAAGCUGCGACGAAAUUCGCAGCGCUGGGUACAUCCAAGCUCAUCUUCGGCGUGCGAUCCCUGAAACGCGGCGAGGAAGCCAAAGCACGCAUCGAACAGAAGACCGGCUGCGCGGCGGACGUCAUCCAGAUAGUCCAACUGGACAUGAGCAACUAUGCCUCGAUCGAGGGAUUCGCCAAAGAAGUGACCACCGAGUUCUCAGAUAUCCACGCCGCAGUCCUUAAUGCAGGCGUCGCAGCACCAGCACACAAUCUUAGCCCCGAGGGCUGGGAAAUGUCGCUGCAGGUGAAUGUCAUUUCGACAGUAUAUCUCAGCCUGCUGUUACUGCCCAUCCUGCGCCGGACUGGCGAAACCACAGGGCAGGCCACACACCUGGAGUUCGUGACGAGUGUCGGACACGGCGAUGUCAAUAUCAAGAGCGUGCAAGACCCCCACAGAAUCCUGGACAAAAUCAACGACCCCAAGAAUUUCAACUUUAUGACACAAUACACCAUCACGAAGCUGCUGGAGGUCUGGGCCGUGCGAGCGAUUGCGGCCAAGGUGCCUGCCUCGCGGGUUAUUAUCACUGCGUCUUGUCCAAGUCUUUGCAAGAGUACGUUGGGCCGCAACUUUAACACUGUGCUUCGUAUUCUCGAUGCACUGAUGAAAGCGGUGUUUGCAAAGACUGCGGAGCAAGGGAGCCGGGUGCUGGUGAGUGCUGUUACGACUGGGCCAGAGGCUCAUGGCGGAUUCUGGUCGCAUGACCGGGUGGCAGAGUGA
Molecule: messenger RNA, 903 nt
Organism: Penicillium alfredii
Lineage: Eukaryota; Fungi; Ascomycota; Eurotiomycetes; Eurotiales; Aspergillaceae
Exons: 1
Coding region: 1-903 (300 amino acids)
Source: RefSeq, a predicted model, not a curated record